This is a messenger RNA of Brassica napus (rape), 3201 nucleotides long. RefSeq names its product scarecrow-like protein 31. The record is from RefSeq and is a predicted model, not a curated record. Lineage: Eukaryota; Viridiplantae; Streptophyta; Magnoliopsida; Brassicales; Brassicaceae. The coding region runs from base 741 to 2930 and encodes 729 amino acids. Gene Ontology annotation, biological process: regulation of DNA-templated transcription. The transcript has a single exon. Gene Ontology annotation, molecular function: sequence-specific DNA binding; DNA-binding transcription factor activity. Gene Ontology annotation, cellular component: nucleus.
AACUCAAAAUCUCAAACGUGACCCUCUCAAUUUCGAGUAUUUUUCUUCACGUACUAGUUCAAUAUUAUAUAGUGUGAAUCUCACAAAACCACAAUAUAUUGUGAGAUCAGAUCGAGAACGGUUCCUGACACUUUUUUCUAUGCUUCUUUAAUUGUCGUGGGUCUAUAUAAUAACUCUUCUAGUCGCUUUGUCACAUUAUGCUUCUUUAGUACUUAUAAGCAACAUGUUAAAUAGUUCGUAGUGGUCAACUAAUCAACUCCAACUAUCAGGGAUCUUUAUUAUCUAGCUGGACAAGUUUUGCAUAUCAUUGGUAUAUUGUCAACUACAUAUGAGACUUUUGGACAUAACUAUUCAAGUAUAUAUUUUUAUUUUGACGUCUACAUUGAAUUGAGAAUAAACGGAAUUGAUCAAGUACACAUAUUGAUAUAUAGACUCCGAAUGUUUUUUUCUACAUUAUAUGUUUUUGUUAUUAUUAAUACCGCACCGCAAUUGUUAUACACUUAUCUCGUAUGUUGUCAUUCGGAACCAUACAUCUUACAUAACUUUUUAGAUACUAUUAUUGAGCGACUUGCAUCUACUACAAUUCUACAAAUAUAAUACUAACAUAUGGAUUACAGAAGUUAAUGGGAGAGCUAAAGAUGAUUUAAAACUACAUUAUCUACCACUUGCCAUAACUUUUGUAGUAGUAUAUUAAAUUAACAUGACAGUCACUACUACUUAAAAAAAAAAGAGAUGGGCCCAUGCCUACGAAUGAUACAUGCUUAAAAAAAGGACACGUCAAAAAAGUAGCCGACAAAUAUAAGUUUGGCCUCGUCCUCGGACCAAUCACAAGACUUGUUGUCCCCCCCCUCGCGUUUCCCUGUAAACUUCCUCUCUCUCUCUCUCUAAAUUUUCUCUGUUGCUUUGUGUUCUUUCUUGGAGAGUUAUUGAUGAUGGAAUCGAACUUAUAUGGGAUGGUCAACGGUUACGAGUACUAUGACGUGAGUUACUUACCAAACCAAACUCCUAAUCUGGGAUUCGGCGUUCCUUCCUCCAGCGACUUCGAUCUCCGCUUGGAUCGUAUUCAAAUUCAACCUUCUAUUUGGGUUCCAUCAACACAACAACAUCAAGAUCAAGACUCUCCUCCAGGUGCUGAUGAGAUCGAUUCAGAAAACACUCUUUUGAAAUACGUAAACCAGCUCCUCAUGGAAGAAGAAACUCUUGCCGAGAACCAGACUUUGUCUUACGACUCUUUGGCUCUACGCCAAACCGAAGAGAUGUUGCAGCAAGUCAUCACCGACUCACAAACUCAAUCUCCUUAUAUUAGCACUAGUAGUAGUAAUAGCAGUGGUAGUGGUGGUGAGUAUUUGAACAGUUAUAGCGAUUCUUGUGCCCGGUUCAAGACAAGAACUAACUCUACUGAGGUUGUGUCGUUUCAAGGAUCAUACAUGUUGCGACAACCAGCGAAUAAGAUUAUGUUUAGUGAUGCAGAUUCAGUUAACCAGUUCAAGAGAGGUGUUGAGGAAGCUAGCAAGUUUCUUCCUAACACCGAUCAAUGGAUCUUCAACCAAGAUGAAAAAGUUUAUACCUCGAGAGUUAGGAAGCAUCAUCACCAGCGCGGCGAAGAAGAAGAACAUGAGGAAGCUAGGAUGAGUAAGCAAUCUGCAUCGAAUGUAGAUGAUGGUAAACUAACAGAGAUGUUUGAUAAGGUUUUGCUUCUUGAUAACCAAUUGGAUCCACAGAUUAAUGAUAACGUAUCAAGCAAGGCACCAGCUAGUAAGAAAGAAAGAGUCCAAGCAGUUGAUUUCCGCACACUUCUUAUUCUAUGCGCACAAUCCAUUUCAUCAGGAGAUAUGAUCACGUCUGUUGAUUUGCUGAGGCAGAUAAGGAACCAGUCUUCGCCUCUCGGCGAUGCCUCUCAGAGACUAGCUCAUUUCUUCGCCAAUGCCCUCGAGGCGCGUCUCCAAGGAAGCAGCGGGGGUGUGAUACAAAGUUACUACGAUGCCGUGACCUCCAAGAAACGAACAGCUGCGCAGAUUCUCAAGUCUUACAAAACCUUCUUGUCCGCUUCUCCCUUCAUGACUUUGAUGUAUCUCUACUCCAACAAGAUGAUUCUUGACGUUGCGAAAGACGCUUCGGUGCUUCAUGUAAUAGACUUUGGGAUCCUCUACGGUUUCCAGUGGCCUAUGUUUAUACAGAGGAUAUCUGAGAGCAAGAACGGGCCGAGGAAGCUGAGGAUAACUGGUGUUGAGCUUCCUCAAAACGGGUUUCGACCGACGGAGAAACUAGAGGAUACUGGUCGGAGACUGAGAGAGUAUUGUAAAAGGUUUGGUGUUCCGUUUGAAUACAAUGCGAUAGCGUCUAAGAACUGGGAGACAAUCCGGUUGGAGGAGUUCAAGAUCCGACCUAACGAGGUUCUAGCGGUUAACGCGGUGCUACGGUUCAAGAACCUGAGAGAUGUGACUCCAGGGGAAGAGGAUUGUCCUAGAGAGGGGUUCUUGAAACUGAUCAGAGACAUGAAACCCGACGUUGUCCUCAACUCCACGGUUAACGGAUCUUUCAACGCUUCCUUCUUCACCACGCGGUUCAAAGAAGCCUUGUUUCAUUACACAGCGGUUUUCGACAUGUUUGGUUCGACACUGUCCAGGGAGAACCCGGAGAGGAUGCAUUUCGAAGAGGUGUUUUACGGGAGGGAAGUGAUGAAUGUGAUUGCGUGUGAAGGGGUGGAUAGAGUGGAGAGACCGGAGACUUACAAGCAGUGGCAAGUGAGGAUGAUGAGGGCAGGGUUUAAGCAGAAGCCUGUGGAGACAGAGCUUGUGGAGUCGUUUAGGGAGAAGAUGAAGAGGUGGGGUUACCAUAAAGACUUUGUGCUUGAUGAAGAUAGCAACUGGUUCUUGCAAGGUUGGAAAGGUCGCAUCCUUUAUUCUUCUUCUUGUUGGGUCCUUUCUUAACUUGUGUUACAAUCAAAUAUAUUUCAACUAGAUUUUGCAAUAUCUUGAAAUUAACUGCUUACAUGUAUUUGAAAAUAUUCAUUGUGUUAGAAGAAAAAAAUGGUAUAUGGUGAAAGAAGAGGAUAUAGAUCAUGAAGAAAUGUGAACUCUAGGUUAAUUCCUUUUCUUGUGUUGCAAAUUUUAGAUCAUUGAUGUGUUUAUCUGAAUAAUUCGCACAAAGAGUUUCCUUACAAGCUAGUAUUCAAUUUUAUAUCAUCAAAACUUGUUUGAA